Molecule: messenger RNA, 354 nt
Organism: Tarenaya hassleriana
Lineage: Eukaryota; Viridiplantae; Streptophyta; Magnoliopsida; Brassicales; Cleomaceae
Exons: 2
Coding region: 181-354 (57 amino acids)
Source: RefSeq, a predicted model, not a curated record
AAAAUAAAUAAAAAUUUACAAAAAAUAAAAAUUUAUUCCUACGAAUGAGUAUAAAAUUAGACACGGUUUCGAUAUCUACGAAUGAUCUUCCGACCGAGUUCGUGUAUCUAUUAGUUUUGUUUCUGUAAGGAUUUGAAAUCUGUAGAUACGUUUGGUUUGUCUUUGGUCGAAGGUUCUCUGAUGGUGAAAUCUCUGGAAAGCGGUUUCUUAUUCUGCAACUUGUGCGGGACGAUGCUGAUUUUGAAAUCGCCCAAAUACGCGGAAUGUCCUCUUUGCUUGUCCAAGCGAGACGCAAGAGAGAUCAUCGGCAAAGAAAUAUCUUACACAGUUAGUGCUGAGGUAACUUUUCUUUGA